AUGGCUCCCCUGGCGCACGGACUUCCAGCCGACAGCUCCAAGCUUAACUGCCAGCCUGCAUCGACUUUCUUUAUGCGGAGCUCCAACAAAGUCCACGAUAAUCCUUCCUAUUCACCCACCACUACCAUGUCGAUAGCACGCGCGAGGGCCUUGAAAGGCCUUCAAUCCGCCUUUCGAUCCUCAACCGGCCGCGCAACACCCAGAGUCUCCGCUCCUUCACGAACAGCGCUCCGCGUCGGCAGACGCUACGCCAGUGGUGGAGACAGCCAUGGAGCACCCGCACCCGACUGGCCAUGGGCCGCCGGUGCCGUUGUAGUCACCAUCCCGGCAUGCUGGUAUCUAUGGCCGAGCACGCAUGCCGACGCCGGACAUCACGGUGAUCACGACGAGCAUGCCGAGCACGCUGAGGGCGGCGAGGAGCAUCAUGAGGAGGAGGAGAAGGAGGAGGCACCUCAAGCAGACACGGCACCCGGCGAAGAAGCACCGAAGCCGGAAGGUGAGGAGUCUCAAGAGCAGGGCGAGCAAAAGGACGAGUCUGAGGAGCAAGGUGAGAAGAAGGAGGAGUCUGAGGAGCAAGGUGAGAAGAAGGGGGGUCCUGAGGAGCAAGGCGAAGAGAAAGAGGAGUCCGAAGCCGACAAGCCCUCAAAGCGUGCUCAGCCUUCGAAGAGCAUAGAAGAAACUGACCAACCAGCCGGCGUCGAGGGUCAGGGCAUGCCGAAGACAUCAGACGCGAACAAGAAGUCUGAGCCGGACGAGGGUAGUGAACCGAAGGAAGGCGGACCUUCAAACACGGGCGGCGCACAGUUCAAGGGUGGCGUGAGGGAGGACUCACCGGGCUCAGGUGACGAGCGCAAACGCGAGCCGGACAGCAAGGGCGCGUACAAGAAGCGUAUCGACUCGGGACUGCAAAAGAAUCUGGGCGGAAACGACGAGCAGUUUGACGAGAAGGGCAAGGAGACGGCUGCAUCCGCCAAACCACCAAGGAAGGGCUCCGAGGGCGAGAUCAGCGGCAAGCAGGCAGGUCUAUCCAACACGCCUACCCGCCAUUCGUUGCAGAUUGACAAGCAUGACGACGCGUCAACAAAGCCGGAGGGUACCCCGGACACGGCGAAGAGUAUGGGCACGGUUGACCCGAGUCGGCCGGCGAAGUUUACAAAACAACUUCAGUAUAUUGAUGAUUCAACAAGUGGAGGUGUGAGCGACAAGUCACUUCUAACGGCGAAUUUCGAACGGCCGACAUGGAUCGGUCACCGCUCAGGCAAAUUGCCACCGGAGCUGAGAAACCGCAUCUACGAGCUAGUCCUAUGCUGGCACGGCGCUAUAGUGCUUGAACCAGUCUCGUUCUCUCCGCGCACGAAGUUGGUGACAGCACAAGGACCAUAUGUCGCAAUUACUGCCACUUGUCGCCAGACCAGGACCGAGUCACUACCUAUUCUUUAUGCGCUCAACGAAUUCGAGCUCAAUACGCAGGCACUCCUCACGCUUUGCGACUCGCUGGAAACGAGCGAUGCCAAAGCGAUCAAACUCCAAUGCACACUCGAUCACGUGCAUAAUUUCUGCGUCCGAAUCCACUCUGCCACCAAGGGACGCCAUCGACCCGUCACCGUCACGCUUCCCUCCAUACGUGCGCGAGUUUGCUUCCCUCACGGACCCGGGCUCAUCCUGAGCUCGCUUCACAGCAGCCUCGCUCAUUGUGGACAGGCGGUGGGCAAUGUCUGCUACAAGCUUUUGAUGGAGUUGCCCAUGAAGAUGUCCGGAGUCGCGGAUGAAGAAGCAAGCACCCAAGCGGACCUUGCGGAAAGCUUUCGAUUGUCCAAGCCACCUUACGGCACGAAGACUACAGUGGGGCAAAGAGCUCGCCAAUGA
This is a messenger RNA of Baudoinia panamericana UAMH 10762, 1866 nucleotides long. RefSeq lists its product as uncharacterized. Lineage: Eukaryota; Fungi; Ascomycota; Dothideomycetes; Mycosphaerellales; Teratosphaeriaceae. The coding region runs from base 1 to 1866 and encodes 621 amino acids. The transcript has 7 exons. The record is from RefSeq and is a predicted model, not a curated record.